ACCUGGGGAACCCGGCACGGGGCCCUGUAACGAGACGAGGGAGAGCACCGCCUCGCCCGAUACGACGAGCGGAGGACGUCAGCCUGGCGGCAGUAUGAGCGUCAAAAGAGCCCGCUCCAACCACUCGGAAUCCCACAGGCGUAGGCGUAGGGACUCCCCGACCGCCGCCCGCGUUCUGAGCAGCAACGCCGGUGCACCCGACCCCGAAGGAGGAGCGAAUACGAGCAACGAGGGUGACGACACGGGCAUUCGGCGAAGCCGCGGACUCGCGACGCGGCUGUUACGAUGCCGUCCGCGAAGGAAGGUACCACCGAGUCCCGAAGGGCUUCGACUAGGACCACGACAUCGAGGCACCGGAGACGGAAGACCGGCCCGGACUCGGCCUACAGCUGGGUGGUGGCCAUGGCCUGCGCCGGCGUGAACGUGUUCAUGCACGCCUCCGGCAAGGUGGUCGGUCUGCUGUUCUUCGGCAUGCUUAGCGAGUUCUCCGUGAGCCGCGAGGUGGCGGCCUGGCCCCUGGUGCUCAACAACACCCUGCUCAACUUGGCAGCCCCGGCUUUCGGAUUCCUCUCUAAGUUCUUCCCCAUCCGAAACAUCAUCCUCUUGUCCUCGGCCAUUUCUUCUUUAUCCGUGGCCCUCUGCUACUUCGUCAGCGACGUUUUCUACAUAUCUCUACUCUUCGGAGUCAUCCACGGUGCAGCCACCUGUGGAGCUGUACUAAUGACCCAGGUCUGCGUGAAUCAGCACUUCAUCCGCCGGCGCGGUACGGCAGCCGGCGUCGUGUCUGCCAUCUCGGGCCUCAACAGCCUCAUCUUCCCUCCACUCUGCGAGUUCUGGAUCGCAAACUACGACCUACACUGGACGUUUCUGCUGCUCGGAGCUUGCAUCCUGAACUCGAUGGCCUUUGGUUUCCUGGUACGCUCGCCGAGUUGGCUCAUCGUGAAUCCGGUGGACUACUCUAAGCGUCGCAAGAGCAUCUUCACGCGCGCUAACGUAGCUAACAAGGGCCUCGCCAGCUGGAUCACCCACUUUAGCGAAGACAACAGCGACUCCUCAGACGAGGAAGGGCAUCUAGAGGCGUCCAGGCACUUGUCCAGCUCCGUGAGAUACUUUUUCAGCGAGGGUGGCGGUAUCACUACGUCCGAAAGCGAGACCCACAUGGAGAUGAUGCCCGUCAUCCAUCGCACAAGUCUAGCGCCGGUCAAGUUGCGUCCCGGAGUUUCGGAAGAAGUUCUCUCUCGUAAAGGGGACUCGAACCAAGGCAGCGUCAUCGAAUGCCAGAGGGAAGAUGUUAUCUACAAGGAUGACAGAGAUUACUCUCCUGAAAGACUCGGUCAGGUUCGUCAAGCCCACCAGCUGCUCAUUCGCACUCCGGCGCCCCCUGCUAUUGACAACAGGCUCACUGUGGUUCCUAUGAUGUCCAUUCCCACCGGGUACACGCUUUGUAAACCCCUCGAGCGAGUUGACUCAAGUAUAGGGCAGCCGUACUCGAAGCACUUUCAAGUGAAGAACACAUCCGGAGAGAACCAAGACUCGGACACAGACGACAACAUCAACAAGAAACAAAAGUUCUGGAAAGCCAUGAAGACAUUUCUCACCAUUUCUUUCUGGCAUCUGACCCUGUCUCAGUUCAUGGUCCAGUUUGGGCUGGGAGUGUUCCUCAUCACCAUUGUGGACUUUGCUAAUGAUUGCGGAAUUGGAGCGCACGACGCUGUCUACUUCAUGACGUCUUUCUGCGUUGGUGACAUGUUGUCUCGUGUGAUCACUGGUCUCAUAGCUGACAGGGGAUCGAUUCAUCUGGAGUUUCUUGUGGCUCUAGCUUAUGUGGUCCAGGGAAUAUCGUACGAGUGCAUGUGCUACAUGAAGAGCUACUUCAAUCUGCUCAUCCUUACUCUGGGCAUUGGAGUGAGCCAUGGUACCAGGAUCUUUCUGCUGCCAAUAUUUCUCACAAGAAGUUUUGGAUUGCGAGGACUCUCAGUGAACCUCAGCGUGUCCACUUGCAUCUGUGGCGUAUUAACGCUGAUACGGCCCUUCGUAAUCGGUUACUUCAGGGACCACCAAGGGGCAUACAAAGGCCUCUACCACCUGAUAUGCAUUGCCAACAUGAUUUUGGCAGUCACCUGGUUCAUCAAGAUGCUGCUUAUUCGGAAGAGGGACAGGGUUCAGCUUCAAGGAAUUUAGUUGUUUAAGCACUCAAGACUAUGUCGUGGUCGUAAGCGUUCACGGUCCCUUGCUGGUUUCACCGCACAUCCUUGGACCGUCCGCGAGUGAUGUUUGGAGGGAAAAUAUCACAGGUGUCUGAAUCUAGUCCCCGAAAUAACCAUGCGCAAAAACAGUAACGGAUACAGCUGACUUCCACAUUUAAUAUGUGAUGUGAAAUUCCGCUUGCGAUACGUGAGAUAUGCAACAUCUGCGAACAUGUAGAUACCUCAGUGUUCAAUAUCGGUUUAAUUUAUGAAUAAGUUAUGAUUACAUGUAGGACAAAUGCACAACGCAAAUGAAGAAAACGGCUACGUUUUUCAAAUGCUUUUUCUUUUGUUCUCCUUAAUUUUUAUUUCAUAGAAGAAUUAUUUUAUUGGGCUAUACGGAAGUCCUUAACUUUUUAAGCUACGUUACUUAAAUUACUAGCCAGUAGAUUGUUGCAAAGAAUACUGGAAUAGGCCUCCAAUAUAUUCGCCUUCCCCACUUACUUCAUGGCUAGGAUGAGAACACAUGUGUAUAUUUAUGUGCUCGUUGCCUUACUUGAACUUGUUCGCUGAAACGGUUUCUGAGUGCGCGUCUAUUUUUGAACACAUUUUGCUUUUUAUUUGGCAGUUAGUUGGUGGGGACCUGCAUAGAAUACAAAUCGCCACCGAAGGAUUUUUUUUUCAAGCAUACACGACAUUUGUGGAGAUAUGUGUACAAAGGUCGUAACUUUUUUUAGUCACAUAUUUUUUAACAUUUAACAUUAUUUACGCGAGGCAGAGUUCGUUAGAACAAUGUGAAAGUACAAUAUGUACCAAAGAAGCAAGUUAGCUUUUUGCAAAACAGUGACAUUUGUCGCUUUCGGCAUCAGAGGGAGAUGCUUAUUUUUUUGUUUAUCUUAUGGUAAUUAUUUUGACUGUGGUCAUUGUUUAGAGAGCCGGCCAUUUUAAAAGUGGUAGAUCCAGACUCGACGGGCUCAGAUGCGAAAAGGUCACAGAAUGCAGAGAUACUUUUUACACAUCUCUUGCUUUAGGGUAAGUUAUUUAUUAGAUACUGCUCGAGGCUCUCUCUUGUAUCUAUUUAUGCGGGUUCGCACCGCACCUAGAUACAGAAGGUCAAGAGUUAGAGUAACGUCUCCUAAACUACAUGUUGACAUCCAGUCGACUCAAAUUUAUGGGACGGUGAUCUACGUGCCUUUCUAGUGCCCUGUGGGCAUUGUAAAAAUAAUGUUUCUUAACUUAUUUCGUGUUUUUUCCCAACUUGUAAGCUUUCACUGUUGUCUCUUUCCUUGAAUAAAGCUUUAUUUUAAACAAAG
Messenger RNA from Ixodes scapularis (black-legged tick), 3499 nucleotides. RefSeq lists its product as uncharacterized. The coding region runs from base 286 to 2181 and encodes 631 amino acids. Gene Ontology annotation, molecular function: transmembrane transporter activity. The transcript is spliced from 4 exons. Lineage: Eukaryota; Metazoa; Arthropoda; Arachnida; Ixodida; Ixodidae. Gene Ontology annotation, biological process: transmembrane transport. The record is from RefSeq and is a predicted model, not a curated record.